AUGUCUUUCGAUCCACACAAUGUCGACCUGGACACGGCCGACGCAGCCCAGAUUGUCUGCUACCUGAAUGCAGAGGGAAAUGAAUAUGAUGGACGAAUGGGUGCGCGCAUCUCUGCCAUCUUCGUUAUCAUGAUCGUCUCAUCAAUUGCAACCUUCUUCCCCGUCCUUGCGCAGCGCGCGCCCCGCCUGCGCAUUCCUCUCUACGUCUACCUCUUCGCCAAGUACUUUGGUGCUGGUGUCAUCAUCGCCACAGCCUUCAUUCAUCUGCUUGACCCGGCUUAUGACGAAAUCGGCGGAAACUCCUGCGUCGGACUGACCGGUCACUGGGCCGAUUACUCAUGGUGUCCUGCCAUCGUGCUGACCUCCCUCAUGGUCGUCUUCCUCAUGGACUUCGGAGCGGAGCGCUGGGUCGAGAUCAAAUAUGGUAUUUGUCGCGAGGACCCCGAGCCAAUCAUGGCAUCCGGCGUCGAAGCCCACCGUGUCUCGUCGCGUGUUUCAGCACGACACUCCGACGACAAGCAGGUGAAGGAGAUCGAGUCACAGUCACAAGAGCUUGCCAUCGAACGCUCAGUCAAGCAACAGAUUGCCGCACUCCUGAUUCUCGAAUUCGGCGUCAUCUUCCACUCUGUCAUCAUCGGUCUCAACCUCGGUGUAGCCGGCGAUGAAUUCGCAACCCUCUACCCCGUCCUGGUCUUCCACCAGUCCUUCGAGGGUCUUGGUAUCGGUGCCAGAAUGUCCAGCAUCCCCUUCAAGAAGGGCAGCUGGGUUCCUUGGAUCCUGUGCACCGCCUACGGACUGACCACCCCCAUCGCCAUCGCCAUUGGACUCGGUCUGCGCGAGACCUACAACCCAGGCUCUUUCACCGCAAAUGUCGUCUCCGGUGUCCUGGACGCGAUCUCCGCUGGCAUUCUUCUAUACACUGGAUUGGUGGAGUUGCUCGCCCGUGACUUCUUGUUCGACCCCCACCGUACCCAGGAUGACAGGCGCUUGACUUUCAUGGUGCUUACUUUGCUUCUUGGUGCUGGUAUCAUGGCUUUGCUUGGAAAGUGGGCUUGA
Penicillium salamii is the source of this 1056-nucleotide messenger RNA. The record is from the annotation of a GenBank genome assembly. NCBI's taxonomy places the organism in Eukaryota, Fungi, Ascomycota, Eurotiomycetes, Eurotiales, Aspergillaceae.